AUGCGGGAAGAAGUGGGAAAAAAGAAAGAAAAAGAAAGCGUAAAGAAAAGUGUAAACGAAAAGUGGAAAAAAAAAAAAGAAAAGGAUGAAAGAAAAAGAAAAAGAAAGGAAAAGGAAGAAAAGGAAGAAAAAGAAAAAAAAGUAGAGAAGAAAGAAUGGAAUGCGGGAAGAAGUGGGGAAAAAGAAAAAAAAGAAAGCGAAAAGAAAUGUGAAAACGAAAAUAAGCGAAAAAGAAAAAAAGAAAAGGAAAAAAAGAAAGAAUGGAAGAACCGAGAAAAAGAAAAGGAAAAGAAAAAAAAAAAAGAUAAAGAAGAAAAGAAAGGAAGAAAAGGAAAAAGAAUGAAAAAAGAAGCAAAAGAAGAAAAGAAGAAAAAGAAGGAAAAAAAAAGAAAAAAAGUAGAGAAGAAAGAAUUGAAUGCGAGAAGAAGUGGGAAAAAGAAAAAAAAGAAAGCGAAAAGAAAAGUGGAAAUGAAAAGAAGUGAAAAAGAACAAAAGGAAAGGGGGGAAAGAAAAAAAAAAAGAAAACAAGUGGAAAAAAAAGAGAAAAAAAAGUAUAAAGAAAACAAAAGUGAAGAAAAAAAAAAUGCGGAAAAGAAAAAAGGAAAAGUGAAGAAAAAAGAAAAAAAAAGAAACGAAAAAGAAAAAAGAAAAAAGAAGAAAAGGAAAAAAAAAGUAAAGAAGAAAGAAUGGAAUGCAGAAAGAA
This is a messenger RNA of Racocetra fulgida, 703 nucleotides long. The record is from the annotation of a GenBank genome assembly. Lineage: Eukaryota; Fungi; Glomeromycota; Glomeromycetes; Diversisporales; Gigasporaceae.